Molecule: messenger RNA, 1086 nt
Organism: Camellia sinensis
Lineage: Eukaryota; Viridiplantae; Streptophyta; Magnoliopsida; Ericales; Theaceae
Source: RefSeq, a predicted model, not a curated record
UGUCUCAAACCUAUACCAGAUUAGGCUGCUCGCUUGAGGUCUCCUCAGCAACCGGCUCAGGCAGUACAGAGGUCUGCCUUAGCGCAGAUGUGCAGGCUGUUUCGUUUUGUGCCGGGCUCAGGCAGUUUAGAGGAGUCCCAGUGCCUCAAUGAUGGGACUCCAGAAGUGAGGGAUGCAGCCUUUGGCAGUAGUGGCUAAGUUGGUUGGCAUGAGGCCUUUAGAAAAAUCGUUGGAGAAACUGGAUGACGUUAGAAAAAAGAAGCUUUCAGAAAUGAUUGGGGGUUCUGGAGCUGGUUCAGUUGGUUCAAUCUCAGUUACAGUUCAAACUUCUAGUGGAAGCAUUUCUUUUGCAGCGGCUUCUGAAGGAUCAUUUGUUAAAAAAUCGGCAGUAAGCAUGCUUAGUGGGAAGAAACUUGUUCAGGCUGUUCCUGCUAGUAAGAAAGGAGGGGCUAUAAAAUCGGGUGUCAAUAAGAAAGGAGAUGCUGUUGGACAGUUAAAAACAUCCAAACCAGCUGAACCUAAAGACGUUGAGGUGCUAUAAAAGAAUCGGAGGAGCUUGUGACACAAUCUGACUAAUUCUUUACCUUUGGAUACAUGGAUCAGAGAAUGGUGAUUGACACUUUGUUAUUCCUUUUCAUGCAUGUGGAGGACUCCAAAACUUGUGCAGAAAAUGCCUACCAUACAGGUAAAUCUAUGGAUUUGGUUUUAACUUGGAUGAUUUUCAUGAUUUCCCCCCUCCCCCUAAUAAUGAUAAAGGACCAUGUAACAACUGUGGAAGGAUGGCAAGAAACAGGCAGAUGCGUCCUACUGGACCGAAAGCUGGUGGUUCUCCAUGAAAACAAUAACGGUUACUGUGUAAUACAUUGGCAUGAAAUUUUGUUUGUUCUUCUUGAAUGGCUAUGAGAUGUAUUGGUAAGUUGUAUAGGGAAGAGGAUUAAAUCAAAUAAAACUAAGCUGUGUGUCACAACCAGAAUUUACUUGCACCAUAUUUUAUGUAUGUUCUCUUGAAAUAAAUACAUUUGUUUUUUUUUUUUUUUUGGUAUUUGUGUUUGCAGUUUGAAGGCCUAUUUUCCUUUUGUUACUGUA